CCUUCGGGCUGAGGCGGGCUUGCCCGUCCUUGGCAAGGCUGAUACCGUGUGCGGGAUGGAGAGGAGGGCCCAUCCCAGAGCUGAAAGCGGAUAAGCAAGCGGCGCAGAGCGCUGAAAUAUUUGGAGGGUGGCGGGAAGGACUCGGAUCCCCCUUUUCCUCGCGUGGUAGUGGCAUUUCGGGACUGGGCACAAUUUCGCGAGGGCACGGCAGGGCUGCGUGAGAACGCGAGCCGAUAGCAGAGGGAGCCGCUGCCCGGGAUCGGCUUUCUCUCCCAGGAUAGAAGCCGCGCGCUCCCAUUUCCUGGCCUCAUCUCUUCCGCGAGGACAUCCGAUAAUCCCCGCAUGACGUGGUCGGCAAUAGUCCGUCUGGCCGAGCUAGAGCCCCGGGGUAGUUGAUUGCCUGGCGGGAGACUGUUCUUUAAGUGCUGGGGGUUCUGCUGCAAAAGACUGCCUCGCCCACGCCUUUAAUACCAUUAAAGAGAACCUGUAGCUGUUAAAGUCCGGGAAUGAACCUUAAUGGGUCCAAGUUCCUAUGUUGUUAUUCUACCCUGACGUCUUCCGGGUAAAUUGGACUUCAACUCCCAUAAUCCCACAGCCAGCACAAUUUAUGCCGGCUGGUAGAGAACCAUGCAAAACAAUUUGCAUUUGGAGAACAUCGGAUUGGGUGGUUAUUUCAUCCAGAGACACAGGAGCCACUUGAAUAAAGAACACAACUCUAUGCUCUUGCAGCCCCAAAUAAUUUUUGGAGUAGUCUGUCCCCUUAAACAUGGCUCCUCACCAUGACAGUGUACUUGUGCAACAUAAUUUAACAUUUGACACCUCAGGCCACUUUAAAAAUAAGUUUGUGGUUUACACUCCCAAAUAAACUUGAGCCAAGUUGAAACAACUGAGAAGUAUCUUCUACAGUGGGGCACAAGUCAUUUCAAGCAGUUUAGUUACAUCUCAUUGAGUCCUGGUGCUUCCAUGGGCAAAUGAUUACUGUCUUGACCUGUCCAGAUUCAUGCCACUAAUCUCUUUAUUUGUUGAAUUAUACCCUGCCUUUCCUACAGGAACACAAAGCAGCAUACAUAGCAUUCCUCCAAUUCAUCCCACAACAUCCUUUAGAGGCAGGUUGGGCUGAGAGAGAGUGACUGUCCCAAAGCCCCCUAGUAAGGUUCUGCGCUUUCCUCAGGGUGGGCUUCACCAUUACACCACAUUCCACCCACUUUAUUCACUGUCUUCCUCUUCUGUUUCUACAACUUUGGGGCCAUGCCUCCCUCUGUCCUCCUUGAAAUGCUCCAGCAGUUUUUCCAGCCAAAAAUUUUGGUGCUUUCAGGUGCCAUGUCCAGUUGGUGUUGUGUUGAAAGCACUGGACUGGAAACAGGGAGAGUCUGGUUCUAGUCCUCCCUCAGGCAUGGAAUCCAGGCAACAAGAUGGCUGUACGAAAUGUGCUGGUGACAGGCUGCUCCUCUGGCAUUGGGCUGGCCCUGGCAGUGCGUCUGGCAAGAGAUGAGCUGAAGCGAUUUCGAGUUUUUGCCACCAUGAGAAAUUUGGAGAAAAGUGAAGCCCUGAAGAAGCAAGCGGGGCCUGCACUGGAGAAUAUGCUUGAAAUCAAAGAACUGGAUGUGACCAGUGAGGACUCCAUUCGGCGCUGCGUGGACAGCAUCCCCCAACGCAGGGUGGAUGUGCUGGUGAACAAUGCAGGAUUUGGCAUUAUUGGUCCAGUGGAAAGCCAGAGCAUGGCCUCAAUCCAGCGCCUCUUCGACACCAACUUCUUUGGCUUGGUGCGCCUUGUCCAGGAAAUAUUCCCUGACAUGAAGCAGCGAAAGAGGGGGCAGAUCGUUGUGAUGAGCAGCGUCCUAGGCUUACAAGGUCUCCUCUUCAAUGACAUCUACUCUGCCUCCAAAUUUGCUGUGGAGGGUUUCUGCGAGAGCUUGGCCCUGCAGGCCUUAAAAUUUGGGAUCAAAAUCAGUUUGAUUGAGCCAGGACCAGUGACAACAGAGUUUGAGAGGAAGCUCUAUGAAGAGGCAGCGAGCAUGGAUCUCUCUGGCGUGGAUAAAGAGACACUGGAUAUAUUCCACAACUUCUAUCUCUCAUACUCCAAGGAAGUCUUCGCUGCACUGGGGCAGUCUCCAGAAGAGGUGGCUGAGCAUGUUAUGAAAGUGAUCACUUCUGAGAACCCUGCAUUGCGAUAUCAGACCAACAGCUUCUACACACCCAUCACCACUCUCAAGCAUGCCGAUCCCAGUGGGAACCUGCCUCUCAACACCUUCCACCAGAUGAUCUUCCAACAUGAUCGGCUCUUCAAAGCCAGUCUCAGCCUCCUCAAAAUGCUCCAGUGGAGGAAGAGGAGAGAUAUGGACUAGAUCAAAUCCCCAUGAAAAGAAGAUGCUACCUAUCUCAGAGGCUCUUAUUUCCUAGUGGGUUUCUGGACAAGAGUCUUUCCAUUGGCUACAGGAUCACAUUUAUAACCUACAUGCAGAGGGUUUUCCUGUAGUGCAAAAUGAGGUGGCCCUGGCCAGAGACAGUGUAUUUUGGGGGUCUGAUGUUGCCUUCUCAGGGCAGUAAGGAUCUAGAAUGAGAUUAUAAUAUUUUGGUCUGCAGGUUGCAAGGAGGAGUGUCAUAUUUUUAAUGUUCCUUAUGUAACAUCUUUGCAUAAUACAUUUUCAAUAAGCUAUGAUACCUAAAUCAAACAUGUCGCCUUGUAUCUGCAGUCCAAAGUGGUAUGAUCCAAAAUAGAUCCCAUCAAUCUAGUACAGUACAGCAUUUUCCAAUCUUGGCAACUUCCAGAUGUGUGGGCUUUAGUUUCCAGAAUUCUCAACAAUGGUUAACCUGGCUGAGGAAUUCUGAAAGUUGAACAUACCUAGCUUGGGAAAUAUAGAGUUAGCACCUCAUUCUGUAUAUUGUAUACAAUACCUUUCUGUUUUUUUCCUAAAAAAAAAAUGUACUGGGGGUCUGGGCUCCUACCUAAAUCCAUUCCCUACUGAACAUGUCUUUCCAGUUCUUGACUAUAUUAGGCCAUCUCUGAAAUUAGUUCUGAGGAUGAAAGAUGUACCUAAAGCAAUUCUUAAGGCUAAAAAAAGAGAUUGAGCACAUAUUUUAAAGUGCUUUUUUCUGAAAAAAGGAAAAAAAUUUGACUAGAGGAACCAAUUACUGUAAACAAGGGAAGAAGAAAAAUAUAAAAGGGCACAAAGCAAAGGAAAAGAAGAUUAGGAGGAAAUAUGGAAACAAAAAUGUCGUUAGUGGAGACUGCUUGUUUUCAGGUUUUCAUUGGGAAAAAAUUAACUACCCUAGUUUUCUUUUCUGUGUCUUCCUCAAAUAAAACUCCCAGGUCCCAAGACCUUUUUAUUUGGGGUGGAAGACUUGUGAUCGGAGUUGGAUCAGUUAGAUAAUCUGCAUUAUUGUCAUCCAAAAGUAUGUACAUGAUACAGGUGAGGAGAAUCUUUUUUAUAUAGCAGAUCCAAAAGGACUUGCACUGAAUGGGCAUUGACAGAUUGUGAGGCAUAAUCCUCUGCAUCUUUAUUCAGAAGUAAGUCUUAUUCAGUUCAGUGGACUUCCUUCCUGGUGUGCAUUGGGUUGCUUCCUUAGCCUUGCACUUUUCACCAUUCAAUAAUCUGUGAAAUAAAAAAUUACAUAUAGGAAAUGGCUGCUUUAAUAUGGAUCUUGAGUCUUCUUAAUGCAUCAGUAAUGGUAAUCCAUUGAUCUUCCAAUGCCAUAUUUUCCAUAAUGACUUCCAGCUCAAAACAAUUCAUUAUCUAAAUACACUAAUGGACCAAUAUCCAUCAUAAGUAAUAAAAUUAGAAUAUCUUAUUAAGAACAUUGAUUGUUCAAUAAUUAAGUGUUUAUGUAAAGGAUAAGUUUAAUAAACAGCACAGAACAUUUCAAUGUAUUAAUUUUAUACCCACAUUAUGCAAUCCAUACUGAGACAUCCAAUACUUGGCCCGAAUCAAGCUUGCAAGAAAAAAGAUACAGCUCACCCAGUAGAAUUAUCCUUAACAAUCACAUGCAACAAAACUAGACAAAGUAUAUGAUAUCCCUAUACCUCAAACAGAGCUGAAAGAAGUCUGACUUUUUGCCAUGUGAGGCUGUCUUCUGGGGAUCCCAAUGCUGGCAUAAAUCAAUCCAAAACGCUGAACACCAGCACAGGUAGGAGGCUGGGUGGCUGCAUGCCAACACUUCCCCUAUUAAUUUGCUCCCAGCGCCGCAGAGCCUUGACAUAGCCUUACACUAAAGGCCCUCAUGGUCUUUGUAUCCUAAGCUCUGUUUGCCCUACUUCCUAUAACAGAAAAAAAUCCUCACCAAAGUCUCGUUAUGAGCCUGAAAUAGAUAGCCUUCAACAACACAGCAACUCCUUACUGGGUUUUCUCAAUGAGUUAAAUGAGAUUAGUUACCUAAUAAGAUUUGUAUAUAGCUAAGCUAGUGGUUCUGAAGCAAAACAGUAUCUGCAUUAUUGUUUUGGGAUGAGAUGUGCCUUAGAAGGUAUCACCUUUGCUGAGGCACACCCUAUCGUUUCUCAUAUCCAUCCGUUUUCAUUACCACUUUUGAUUAAAAAGCAAUGCUUUAUCUGCAUUAUUCCUUAGUUUUUCAAAACCAAUUAGUUAAAUGUCAGAACUUUGCUUGAUAGGCACACUAUUAGAAAUGCCAUUACAUUUAGGGCUUUCAUUGGAGAUUACCAAUCAGAUUUCCAUUCUGUGUUGAACCACCUUUUAUAAAGAUGGCUGCUCCUGUUAUGAAGCUGCCUAAAAAAUGCUUGACCAACUGACUCCGUUCACAUCUUAUGAUAAAUUAUUUUUUUGUUUAACCAUUGUUUACAAAGCACAGUGGGUUGUUCUUGCUAAAACUUCAAAUCCCAAACCACUUUAUUGUUUAGUGCAGUGUGUAAACCCAGCUAAGAAGUUACCAUGCUGCACUGGAGCAAGGGCUGAUCCUAAGAUAUCCAAGAUCAAAUGUCCUCUUUAGCCUUCUCUUUCUAAGUUCUACUGGGAAGUGGUUAAUCAUGAUUAUCCUGUCUUGAGUACAAAUGUUGCAAAUUAUACUGCAGAUGUGCAACAUCCUUGUGAGGUACUUGUUUAUCUUAUAACUAUAAUCCAGGUCAGCCUUUCCCACUGGUACCCUUCAGAAAUGUUAAGCCUACAACUUUUAUCAUGCUGGCUGGAAACUCGGGACUUGUCAACCCAACCAUAUCUGGAGUAUAACAAGUCAGGGAUCUAUAGAUGGCAGUAUAAUCUAAUAUACUGAUGCAAGGGUGGGUAAUGUAGCAUUAAAUCUAAUAAACAGUCAUACAAAUUUUAGCAGGAGUCCUGAGAGUUGUUAUUCAAAGACAGCCACUGCUGCUCUGGUGACUUCAGGUAGAAUCACAAAAGUGGACUAUCUCAUUAGGUAAACACAGCAUCUUACAAGGCUCAAAAUUAAGUUCUUGCCACGUAUCGUUUGUUUCCUUACUGUUUAGUACAAUGUGUAAACCCAGCUAAGAAGUUAGCAUGCUGCACUGGAGCUGCUGCUGAUCCUAAGACAUGCUGCUGAUCCUAAGAUAUCCAAGAUCAAAUGUCCUGUUUAAGGGACAGGAGGGAAAGGAGAAAGAAAAUGGAAGCAAAUAGUAAUGCUGCAAAUGCAGUGAGGGCAAUUUCUCAGCUUUCACCCAACAUAGGUCAUGAGAGUUCUUCAACUUUUUGUGGUAUAUGUAAUUUCAACAAUAGAGAACCUAGGGGAUAAUUAUUUUGCUACGUCAUUUUAGAUAAAUAAGAAAUGAAGAGAAAUCAAUCUUAUAACAAUAUUUGAAUGGACUAAAGAUUAAGAUUGUUAGAAGUAAAAGGAAGGAAUGUAAAGUUGGUUUAUUUGAUCAAGGUUAAAACAAGGUACGUUGUUACCUCUAGCAACCUUUUACAGACUUUCUGCUGAUAUCAGGACUGAAAAGAUGAUGCUUUAUGAAUUUGUUUAUAGAUAAGAAUUGGGAUAUGGGAUGAAGAGAUAAAUGUUUAUAACUUUAGAAGGGGUAGAGUCACUAAAUCUGUUUAUACUCGUGAUGAAGGUUGGAAAUCACUUCUCUUA
Python bivittatus (Burmese python) is the source of this 6027-nucleotide messenger RNA. NCBI's taxonomy places the organism in Eukaryota, Metazoa, Chordata, Lepidosauria, Squamata, Pythonidae. The record is from RefSeq and is a predicted model, not a curated record.